This is a messenger RNA of Paramecium pentaurelia, 1383 nucleotides long. NCBI's taxonomy places the organism in Eukaryota, Ciliophora, Oligohymenophorea, Peniculida, Parameciidae. The record is from the annotation of a GenBank genome assembly.
AUGAUUCAUGGUCCCAAUUCUUCUUUCUCAGGUGCCUUUAGUAUUGGCAAAAAAUCUCAAGGUAAUUUAAUGAUGAACUUCCUUAGCACAUGGAACUUAGAAUAACAAUCCUGGGUAUUCACUAUUCAAAUUAAUGUUAGACCUGAUCACUACAAUCUGACAACUCCUUAAUCAGGAGGAUUCCAAUUUUCUAAAUCAGUCCGUAAAUAACUUUAUGAACCUAAACCAAUUCCAGAACCUGGUGCAUAUGAUCCAAAUCUAUCGGUAUAUAAACAUUCAAUUAGAUUAUUCAACCUAAUCCUCCAAAUAUCAAAUUUAGUAAAGCUCAAGAAUAAGAGAAACUCCCUCUUGACAUUGGACCAGGUACUUAUAAUUGGAGUGAUCAAAAGAAAUCUCCAGCUUUUACUUUCUAAAAUAAAUUCGAAAAUCCAGUAAAUGAUGUUAUAAACACUCCUGGACCUGGUCAUUAUGACAUCAAAGAAAGUCAUUCACUUCAACCAAUUAAUAAAGGUUUUACAACAAGUAAUCGCUUAAAUAUGCUGCUUUCUAAUGGACCUGGACCUGGAUCUUAUAAUUUGGAAACUCUUAAAACAUAAACUAGUAUUAAGUAACCUUUUAUUUUAAGAAAUAGAUUUCCAAAAUAAAAGAGGACUAUUGAUAAACUUGAUCCAACUCCUGGACCUGGGGCAUUUUUAUCAAUUUUGCCUAACAAAUAAGGGAUUUCAUUUGGAAAGAAAUUAUAAGCUUAAAGUGAAAAGUAAUUUGUGCCUGGACCUGGUACAUAUCAAUUAAAAUCUUUUGCAGAGUAAAUCUCUAAAGGAACAAAGUAUAAUUAAAUAUCAUGUUAAUUAAGAAUUGGAACCUCUAAUAGAAGUCAAAUGCUAUUGUAAUAAGGACCUUCUCCUUUAAAUUAUGAUAUAUCUCUAUACAAGCCUCCGUCUAAAUAUUCAAGUUUUGGAAAUGCAGAAAGAAAAACAAUGUAAGAGAAAGGUGAGAAUACUCCUGGACCUGGAUCAUAUUAUUUAGGAGUAAGUCUUUCUAAAUAAGGACCUAUAAUUGGUAAGUCUUCAAAAGAAUAAAUGUUUAUUCAUGAUUCUUUACCAGUAAUUGAUAAAUUUUAUUUUUUAGGGUCCAGGAAAAUAUAACUUAAAUGAUUCAUUUUCAAGAGGACCCAGUUAUCAUAUUGCAGGCAAAUAUGAUAAACAAUAAGAGUAAUCUCUUGUGGGUCCAGGAAGAUAUUAGAUUAAUAGGGAUAUUAAUGAUGGUCCAAAAUUCAAAUUUUCUACUAAAGAAAAGACAGAUUCUAAGGAACAUUCUUAAUCAUAAUUCUAUGAUAUUCAGGCUAGUCUUGGAUUUAUACCAAAAUAUUUACUAUAAAAUUGA